UCCGCGGUCCCGCCCCCCGCGGCCUCUGCCUGGCCUCCGCCUCCUUUGCCGCGGCCCCUUUCCCAGGCUUUGGGCCGCGCUCCGCAGCCCAGGGAGGGAAGGCGACGGGACGGCCGGGCAUAUUUAGCCCGGGGCCUCCCGCCCGCCAUGGAGGGAGAGGGAGCCGUUUCCCGUGGCUACCAGCCAGCCAGCCCGCCCCGGGACGCCUGCACCUACAGCAGCUGCUACUGUGAAGAAAAUAUCUGGAAGCUUUGUGAAUACAUAAAAAACCAUGAUCAAUAUCCUUUGGAAGAAUGUUAUGCUGUCUUCAUAUCUAAUGAGAGAAAGAUGAUCCCAAUCUGGAAGCAGCAGGCCAGACCUGGAGAUGGACCUAUCAUUUGGGAUUACCAUGUUGUUUUGCUUCAUGUUUCAAGUGGAGGACAGAGUUUCAUUUAUGAUCUUGAUACGGUGCUGCCAUUUCCAUGCCCCUUUGACACUUACGUAGAAGAUGCCUUUAAGUCUGAUGAUGAUAUUCACCCACAAUUUAGAAGAAAAUUUCGGGUGAUUCGAGCAGACUUGUAUUUGAAGAACUUUGCGUCUGACCGAUCUCACAUGAAAGAUUCCAGUGGAAAUUGGAGAGAGCCUCCUCCUCCCUACCCCUGCAUUCAAACUGGAGCUUCAAAAAUGAACCUGAAUGAUUUUAUCAGUAUGAAUCCUGAAGUUGGAUGGGGAGCUAUAUACACACUACCUGACUUUGUACAUCGAUUUAGCAGUAAGAACUGAUUUCAGCAUAUGUACAUGGAAAAUGGAAUAAUUCUGGGACACAUAUUUGCUUUUCCUUUUGCAUGAUGUGAAUAUCAAUACCCUCCAGGUUUGUAUGUAGUUUACAGUGAGAUUGGCACAGAAUUAGGUUUUUCUAUUUUACUUAAUGAAAUUGAAAUUUGAGUGCAUACAUGUAAAAAAUUGA
Dromiciops gliroides (monito del monte) is the source of this 946-nucleotide messenger RNA. RefSeq names its product N-terminal glutamine amidase 1 (gene NTAQ1). The coding region runs from base 148 to 762 and encodes 204 amino acids. Gene Ontology annotation, cellular component: nucleus; cytosol. The record is from RefSeq and is a predicted model, not a curated record. Lineage: Eukaryota; Metazoa; Chordata; Mammalia; Microbiotheria; Microbiotheriidae. The transcript is spliced from 6 exons. Gene Ontology annotation, molecular function: protein-N-terminal asparagine amidohydrolase activity; protein-N-terminal glutamine amidohydrolase activity.